AUGACCUCAUUAACAAACAAGUUAGAAGAGACUGAAGCAAAGCUUAUAGCGGCAGGAAUUAAAAUGAAAAAGAAAGGUCAGGUAGAAGGUACAAGUAGGACAGUGACAAGGAGCCAGUCAGCCAACAGAGGAGAAGGAAGUAGCGGAAGCGGAACGGCAGGAGUAGAAACGAAUACCGGAAGGACUGGAGACAACAACAACCCAACAGGGACGACAAACAGCCAGAUACAGAAGAAAGGACUACCGGGGAACGAACAAGGAGACGAGGAGGAAGAAGAGCUAGAGAGAGAAGAAGAAGAACAAGUAGACGGAAAUGGAGAGAGGGGCCUUGUACAUAUCGAGGAUUGA
Melampsora larici-populina 98AG31 is the source of this 348-nucleotide messenger RNA. RefSeq lists its product as uncharacterized. NCBI's taxonomy places the organism in Eukaryota, Fungi, Basidiomycota, Pucciniomycetes, Pucciniales, Melampsoraceae. The record is from RefSeq and is a predicted model, not a curated record. The transcript is spliced from 2 exons. Bases 1 to 348 code for a protein of 115 amino acids.